CUGUUUUUCAUCUCAUUUUCAUGAAGCAAUGGUAGCAAAUUGAUUUUAAAUUAUAUUAUUCUAUAUAAUAAUAUUCUCCAAAUCUGCACAUAAUCUUAAACCCUAGUAUUUCAUGCCCACUGGAAUCCACUUGAACUGGAAAGAACUACCCAAGAAAAAACAUGUUGUAGAUACAGACAUAGCCUCUUAUUUAUGCUAAUUAAUCUGAUACCCAGGGAUUUCUGAAAAGGCCUCACUCUUGUUUAAAACUAAAUCCACAGAGUUACCAGAGUCUGAUAUGAGUAAUAAGAUAUCAUCUGCGUACAGAAAUAAUUUAUGUUCACAACCCCCACCCCAUCCCCUGUAACACCUGUGUCCGCUUUUUUCUGCAGUUAGUGGUUCUUGAAAUAAAACAAAAGGCCUAGGACAGAGAGGAUCUCCUUGUUUUGAACCCCUCGUCAGGUUUAAGGAGGGGGGCAUCAUUCCAUUAGUUAAAACAGAUGCUGUAGGUGAUAAAUAAAUUACCGUAGCCCAUUUUAUGUGGAAAGUCCCCUUUACCCUAUUGAAAGCCCUUUCGGUGUCGAGCAACUGUAACAGUGCAUCAUCCCUUCUGUAAGAUCAUUUGAUAACAAAAAGCAGUCUAUGCUUGAAUGUCAUUUAUGAUUGUGUGAGUAAAAGGUAUAUUUUUUGUCUCUGGGGUUUAUCAGUCUCCAGAUAAGAUCAAGGCCUUGAUCCUUAAUCAGUAAAUGUAUAGACUAUCUAUCUUUUGGUACAUUAGUGGUGGGAGAAGUUUUAUCUACAAUCCCAUCUUGCACCUGGUUGAAAUCACCUGCGAUUAUUGUAUGGUAGGGUGACCACCCGUCCCGCGUAGCGCGUGCGCACAGUGUUUGAAGCCCAAUUCAUGCGUCCCGCAAAUUGAGACCGUGUCACGCAUAAUCAAUGCUUGCUCAAAAAAAAAGUUGGUCACUCUAUAUCCUCGAGCCCCAGGCACCAAAACGAACAUUACUUGACAGUUCAGCACGCUACUGUUGCCACACCCACGUGACCCACCCCUCUGUUGAACUGCUGACUAGGUUGUUGUCAACUUUUUUGUUGUUGACAUGACAGCGCACGCAUGUGCAUACCAGACACUCUGGGAAGGAACUUUUAGAUGCGCGCUUUCCAAUUCGAAAAAUGGAGAAAGAGACUGAGUCUGAGGCACCGCCAUCAUCAAUUAAAAAGAGAAGGUGUGGGUACAAGAAAGACUGGGAAAAUGAAUAUUUGUGGCUGAAAGGUGUUGAGGGGGAUACCGAGAGGGCUUUUUGUGACCUUUGCAAAACGUUCUUCUCAAUCGUCCAUGGAGGGUAAUACAAUGUCAAACGACAAAGACUCGACGGAGACUCACAAGAAACGUGUCCAACAGAAAGAGACAUCCAAAUCUAUGGAUGCUUUCCUGCGACCUAAAAACGACUUUCUAGCUGACAAAGUGACUGCUGCAGAGGUGACGAGUGUGUAUCACACUGUCCAACAUAAAUUACAUCAUAUCGAGCAGGAGAUUGUGGCACAAAGCUAGCCCCAAAGAUUUAUCUGGACUCUGGUCCGGAUGAAGGCAGAAGCCAUUGUCAUGAAUGUGCUUGCCCCUGCCUCUGUUGAAGAUUGCUUGAAAGUCCUCAGAAAACCACUGAAUGAGCAACGAGAGGCAACAACCAAAGCCCACACGCCAUUCUUCUCAGUGGCUUCAGAUGCCUCCAAUCAUGGGACCACCAAGCUCAACCCACUGUCAGUGCGUUACUGGACGCCAGACUUGGGAGUACAAACGAAGGUCCUUGAUUUCUAUGAUGACAGUGAUGAAACAUCUGCCGCGAUCAACAACCAGAUAGUCACCAAGCUGGAGGAAAACGGACUGGGAUUAGACAUGUUAUCUGCAUAUUCCGCUGACAGUGCUAGUCUGAAUUACGGGAGACACAACUCUGUCUUCCAGAAACUGAAAGAGAACAACAAUUGCAUUUUGAAGGCAAACUGUGUGGCCCACAUCGUUCACAACAGUGCAAAACACGCAGGAGAUCGGCUAAAUAUUGACAUCGAAAAUGUCUUCAACAAGACCUUUAGCCACUUCUCCUCAUGUGCCAAACGCAUUGAGGAACUUAAGUCAAUUCACACCUUUGUGGAGAUAGAGUACCAGUCCCUGCUUUUUUUUUUUCAUCUAAAUAUUAUUACAUGA
Molecule: messenger RNA, 2179 nt
Organism: Micropterus dolomieu (smallmouth bass)
Lineage: Eukaryota; Metazoa; Chordata; Actinopteri; Centrarchiformes; Centrarchidae
Exons: 2
Coding region: 1562-2179 (205 amino acids)
Source: RefSeq, a predicted model, not a curated record